This is a messenger RNA of Aspergillus brunneoviolaceus CBS 621.78, 834 nucleotides long. RefSeq lists its product as uncharacterized. NCBI's taxonomy places the organism in Eukaryota, Fungi, Ascomycota, Eurotiomycetes, Eurotiales, Aspergillaceae. The record is from RefSeq and is a predicted model, not a curated record. The transcript has 4 exons. Bases 1 to 834 code for a protein of 277 amino acids.
AUGGAGCACCUCGGCUACCCGGAAGCAAGGAAAGCACAGAACCGGAUUGUGAUUCUAACAUCAACCCAGUUCUACGCGACACAGAUUCUCCAGGCCACGGAACGUACAGCAAAGGUUCAAAUCCCGACCCUUUUUCGCAAGAAGAAUCUUCAUCAUGUUGAAGGUAAGGGCGAGUGUGGUGUCGUGUACGCUCGUGUCAUUCGAGACGAGUUUCAUCUGGAUAAGGGUAAAGGGACGGGGGUGACCCAAUACAUGCAGGACCUCGAGGCCCUCGAGCCAUUGCGGCGACAGCCUGAAUUCAGAUGGAUACCGGCAGCCACCUCCGCCUGUGUGGCAUUUAUCAUGGUCCGAUAUCCUGUCCGUGGUGGGGAUCCCUUUGACAAGCUACCCUCAUCGUCCGUGUGUACACUUUCUCGUGCAUCCCUUACCUUGGGCACUGCGGCUACUUCCCUGGGCUCCUCCCGUCGGGUGCGCCUUCCUCCGGUCUCGUCAGAAAAUGUGGACAGAAUCCGCCACAAUUCCCAGGGCUUGGUUGAUGCACCAAAGAACGAUCAUGAAGCAGCCAGCCACCCCAGCAACCACUACCGCCACACCUAUGGCCACCAUCGCAGACCUCGUUGCCACCCUGAAUCACAAAUCUAUUUGCACUUCGUGUGGGCUAUAGCCCAGGAACAAAUGGACACCCGAAUGGGGUACCGCUCUGCAACGCGUGACAGAUUUGGACGUAUCCAAAGGGAGAAUCAUACCAUUCAUGUACACGAGGGUGUCAACGAGAUGGUUAUGAGCCCUCCUAUGGCGGACCUGGUUCUUCCUUCGCAAAGCUCCUAUGAGUGA